Molecule: messenger RNA, 351 nt
Organism: Cordyceps fumosorosea ARSEF 2679
Lineage: Eukaryota; Fungi; Ascomycota; Sordariomycetes; Hypocreales; Cordycipitaceae
Exons: 1
Coding region: 1-351 (116 amino acids)
Source: RefSeq, a predicted model, not a curated record
AUGGAUGUCGAAAAUGGCACGGGGAGAGAGGGAUUCCCACGCCUGGCUCGUAGGAUGGCAGAAACGCCAGACUAUGAGACGUUUGUCUUCCGCAAAUUCGAUCGGCUCAGUGCGCGGAAUCUGCUGCAUCUCGAGAGCAAGCUUGCCUAUCUUGAAUGGCAGCUUGACAAGGCAGAUGAGCAGGCCGCGGCUAGUCCGGACAAUGAGACGCUCCGUUCCCUACGCGUCUGGGAGGCUUUCGAAGAAAAUUCCAAACACGCAGGUCGGCUUGAGCAGACUCGGAUGAAGAUCGCCGAAGACAUUCGCGAAACGCUGAAAGAAUAUCGUAAGAUUUGCUGCAUAGUGUCGUGA